AUGUCAAUUGAUCUUAAUAACUUAUCUGAUGAUCUCUUAUCCUAUCGCAAUGAUCGUUUAUACACGUUUAUCGAAGAAAAUGUUGGUAUCGAUGAAAUGAUGAUAAUUAAAAUGCAAUCUAUUAAUAAUGUUAGAAUAUUAAUAAAUGUUCCAGAUAUCAUGGCUUUUUUAAGCUUUAAUUCUAAAGAAAUAAUUGAAAUAAAAAGUCGUAUUUGUUUUAUUGAUGAAGAUAAUAAACGAUUUAUGAUAAAAGAAAAAAAACAAACAAAACGAAUAAAAACUUCUAAAUCAUCAUCACAAUCAUCAAUAAAAUUAAAUGGUGAUCUGUUCAAUGCAUCUGCAUCAAAUAUGUCUAAUUUAGCUUCUAUUGAUUCACAAUCAACACUAGUAUUUUCAACAACACCUCAAAUCAAUUCACCAAGUUAUUACAUACAAAAGAUUUCUGAUAGUAUUGAAAAAUUCUGUGUCAAUACAUUUGAAAAAUUUGUUCUAAGAAAUGUAAUUGAUUAUGAAAUUCAUGUGAAUAUACUAGAUGCAGAUAUUAAUGGUUACAUUAAAUGUGGAUGUAAUAUCACUAUUAAAAUUGUUUUUCGUUCAAAAUCAAAUUCAUUUCAACUUUCUGCUUAUUUAAAGCAUUUAAAGAACAGUCGUUGUACAAUGAUCAAAAAGAAAAAACAAGGAUUCGAUAAGCUUUCUAGCAUCAACAAUAACUUAUCGAAUUUCGUCUUACAGGAUGAUGACAAUUCUAAUACGAACAAUAUUCAAAAUGUUUCUGAUGAAAAAAAUUUGGACGAUGAAGAUAGCAGUUUUUCAACAAUGAUCAAUAGCUCAAUCAAAACUUCUUCAAAUUCUUCUACAAAAAAACGAUCAUUAUCACCUCGAUCAAUAUCAAGUAUUACCAAGAAGACAAGAUCAUUAUAA
This is a messenger RNA of Rotaria sp. Silwood2, 921 nucleotides long. The record is from the annotation of a GenBank genome assembly. NCBI's taxonomy places the organism in Eukaryota, Metazoa, Rotifera, Eurotatoria, Philodinida, Philodinidae.